This is a messenger RNA of Archocentrus centrarchus (flier cichlid), 2245 nucleotides long. RefSeq names its product TGFB-induced factor homeobox 1 (gene tgif1). The transcript is spliced from 3 exons. Gene Ontology annotation, biological process: regulation of DNA-templated transcription. Bases 340 to 1266 code for a protein of 308 amino acids. NCBI's taxonomy places the organism in Eukaryota, Metazoa, Chordata, Actinopteri, Cichliformes, Cichlidae. Gene Ontology annotation, molecular function: DNA binding. The record is from RefSeq and is a predicted model, not a curated record.
CUCUGCGUUGAGUCACGCAGCUGUCAAAGAUAGCUGUCACCCAGUUUCAGGAUCAAACACACAGUCAAUGAGAAAAGGGGCUUUGAGCCGAAAGGGACGCAGAGAUCUCAGGUAACCCCCCCACCUCAAGUCUCCAAAGAAGGACGACUAGAAGAGAGAAGAAAAUCUAAAACGGGGAGAAAAGAAGCAUUUUCUUUUUUUUCCUUUUUUUUUUAAAUGAACAAGGAUUUUCGAGAUUUCGGAUACACGCUGGGGAUAUCGGGGAAAGGAAAAAAAAAACAGCUCUGAAAGAGAUUUUUUCUUCUGCGCUUGCCGAGGAAUAAGCGGGCAUUUUUCAAGAUGAAGAGCAAAAAGGGUUUGAUGAUGCUUUCGGGGAGCGAGACUGAUGAUGAGGACAGCGUGGACGCCCCUCUGGAUCUGUCAUCCAGCGCAGGGAGCAGUGGGAAGAGGAAACGGCGGGGGAAUCUGCCCAAGGAGUCCGUUCAGAUCCUCAGGGACUGGUUGUAUGAGCACCGUUACAACGCCUACCCCUCUGAACAGGAGAAAGCCCUUUUGUCCAAGCAGACCCAGCUCUCUACACUGCAGGUGUGCAACUGGUUCAUUAAUGCACGCCGGCGACUUCUACCGGAGAUGCUGAGGAAAGAUGGCAAAGAUCCCAACCAGUUCACCAUAUCCAGGAAAGGUAGCAAGGCUGGUGACAGCUUCUCUGACAGCUCCCAGUCCCCGAAACACAGCAGCCCCGCAGCAGGUACAGAAGAGAGCUACGACAAACGUGUCCUCCACCCGUCUAGCUUUGACCCCGCUGUGCCCAGUGUCCUGAGAAAGGCACUUUCCCCAACCGUGCCCUCUCCAACCUCCACGUCCCCGUCUCCAGGGCUCAUGCCCACCCGGCCUUCUGUCAUCUGUCACACUACUGUCACCACAGCAAUGCAAGCCAGCCCGACAGCUUCCCACCCCACCGCGCCCGGCAUGAACUGUGACAGGGCAGCUGAGCUGUUGCAGGCCGUACAGGCUCAAGCGCUGCUUAGGUGCCGGGAAGAAGGGCUGGGCAGUCAGCCAUUACCCACCGCCACCCCCACCACUACCACCAUCCUCAGCAGCACCAGCAUAGAAGGCAACCUGAGCCCCCGCAGUGGGCUGUUCAACACCCCUCCCCCCACCCCUCCAGACCUCACACAAGACUUCAGCGGCUUCCAGCUCUUGGUGGACGUGGCCCUCAAACGGGCUGCAGAGAUGGAGCUGCAAGCCAAACAGCUGGUUGCUUAAAGGAGAAAGUGACAGAAGAGGAUGAAAUAGAGACUGACUUUGUAUCUCAGCUAUGGAACUCCUCAUUUCAGUGACUCGUCUGCACGUAACAAAGAACAAACCCACAUGAAAGCCUGACCAUUUCUAUUUUUGGUAUACCAAUCAAAUUGCAAGGAUUUUUUUUUUUUUAAUUGAACAAAAAAAAAAAAACACGUAUCGAGGUGCCUUGGCUGUAAGUUGUUUAUACAUUUCAUAUACAUGUAUCUUUAUGUAUCUACAUGUGUAUUUUAUUUGCACACCGGGACCAAAAAUCUUAUCAGAAAAAUGCUGCCUGUCUUUAUGUCUUUCCAUUAUACUGUAUUUUAGAGAACGGAGCCUGAGCAAGAAUUAAUCCUCAUUCACAGAUCGGUCGCACCCACACACACGUUUUUAUCCUUCAACAUUUCAGAGAUCGAGUCGUGAUUGGUCUGCCUUGUUUGUUUGCACACUAAAGGCAGAGGAAGGUCUUCUCAGUGUCUUAAAACAUACUUUGCUCGUGGCAUCUAUGACAAACUUAUUCACUACUGUAGUAUUUGUUUGUUUUCAUAAGUAUAGUUUUUGAUUUUAUUUACUUUUAGCUAUUUUUAAAAGAAACCCUCUAUGCUUCUUUCUUUUUUUUUUUUUUUUUUUACUUUUGUUUUCCUAAUAAGUGAUCUUUCAGAAAACCAAUGUAGCAGGUUCUUAGUGUGAGCCUUUAUCCCAUCACUCAGUGAAAAAUGAUGGCCAGUGGACUGGAAAAUUAAACACUACAGAUGUCUUUUUCUGCAUUUACUGUUUUACAACCUGACAAAUACAGCCUUUUUUUUUUUUUUUUAGAAAAAUCACCAAAAAACAUUUCUUGUAUAAUAGGACCAUGUGUAUAGUUAAUGUGACAUGAUGCCCAAUGAUGUGAUUUCUUUUCAUACUGUGCAAUGUUUGUGGCAACUAGGGGUCACAUGGGAUUCAAAUAAAGUUUUGUUUU